AUGUUUGGAGACAUUAGUGAAGCAUCAGUUCCCCACUGUGCCAUGCCUAAUCUGUUGACAUUUGAGGAUGUGGCCAUCAUUUUCUCUAAGGAGGAAUGGGAAUGCUUGAAUACGUCUGAGAGGUAUUUGUACAGAGGUGUUAUGUUGGAGAAUUACAGCAACCUGGUUUCUGUAGGACUUUCUGUAUCAAAACCAGAAUUAGUCACCUGUCUUGAACAAUACAAAGAACCCUGGAUGGUGAAUAUAGAGGACUCAGAAGUCCUGGAACCAGGCAAACUGUGA
This is a messenger RNA of Cricetulus griseus (Chinese hamster), 282 nucleotides long. Lineage: Eukaryota; Metazoa; Chordata; Mammalia; Rodentia; Cricetidae. The record is from RefSeq and is a predicted model, not a curated record.